Messenger RNA from Symbiodinium sp. CCMP2592, 1887 nucleotides. The record is from the annotation of a GenBank genome assembly. NCBI's taxonomy places the organism in Eukaryota, Dinophyceae, Suessiales, Symbiodiniaceae.
AUGGCCAUUCUCCUGUAUUUUCUGGAAGCGGAGUGCGGCGUGCUGCUACGGCGGAUGCUGACGCCAGCGGAGGUCCUCCUUCUGCUGCAAGUCAGCAGGUCCUCGAACAUGAGAAGACUGGCGUGGGCCCGAGCCGUUCUGGCAGAUGUGGCCAGGCUACGCAGGGUCCUGGAACCCUUGAGGACCAUGCGACUGCGUUUCCCCGGCUUCGAUCUCCCCGUGAGCAUCAGAUGCACGAAGGGCUGGACUCCGCCAGAUCCCUCGGACCCACUGGAGACCUUGGGUCCCGUCGAGGAUCUGCUCUAUUGGUUGGACGACUUCGGGCUCGGAGGGUUCUCACCCGCCGAAGCGGUGCUGGUGAUGAACGCGUGGCCGAUAGAGACAAGGAACGCGGGCGCGGCUUUGAGCGACCUGCUGGAAGAAUCGGACAGUCACUUCUUCUACUCGGCCAGGCCUGCCGCCUUCCGAAGGACAUUCCGGCCCACGCUAGUAAACGUAGUCGUCUUUUUCACUUACAGAGGUCUGAACACCGUCCUUCAAAUGCAAGACGUCGUCAAUGACGGGAAGAUAGACUAUGCGUUCCAGGUGAUGGCUGCAGGAGCAAAUCCGAAGUCGACUGCAUCCAUCUGCUCCACUCGGAUCCCGUCGCCUUCCAUGUCGGGCAUCGACUACUCCAAGUGGGACCUCCUUCAAAGCAGCAGCGACGAAGAGGACUUCGGGAACCCCAUCCCGCCGCAGUCUCCGCGACAGCCCAUCACGACGGGUCCCUGGGCGGUGGCCGAUCCCUGGCGCAAGUGCAAUCCGCUGGUGCGACGUGAAGUGCUCAGAGAGGAGAAGAUUCUCCACAGGUUCGUACAAGAGCACCCCUGUCCAUCCGAGAAAAGCCUCCGGCGCUGGCUUCGCAGCAUGAGCGGCACGGAGAGAAUCGUUCCCGGAGAGCUGACCUUUGCAUGGGUGAUGAAAGACAUGGGGUGGAACUCCGAGCACUUGGCGUGGUUCCACUACCCGUCCUUCCGGGAGCUCUGGCAGGCGGCGGCCUUGCAAACGGCCGAGGCCUUCACGGUCCAACGCAGUGCGGGCAGCACCUUGUACCAGCGCGGCGGCAAGGAGUGCAUGCAGUUCAACUUCUAUGCGCUGCAGCACGCCAUGUGCGGAGAGCAUUUUCACACGGACGCCCCACUCCCCGUGUACUCGUACGCGAAACGCCUGGAGCACGUCUGGGACGGGAAAGACCACAAAGAUGUGGAGCAGAGCACCGAAGACACCGAGGCUUUCGUUCGCAAGACCUACGAGGCCAAACACUUCACGGCAGUUAAUCCCAACCAUGUUUUCGGUCUCGAGCUGUUGCGCCUGUCUCCCGUCGUGCUCGUCAGCCAUGCGCUCCAUAUCGUAAAAGAGUUGCUCGCCUGGCUGCAUACGAUCGAGCUGCUGCGCCAGGCUUCUGCACCAGGUUCGAAUGCCGUCAAGCAGAGGAGCUGGAGAAAGAAAGGCAGAAAGAAGAAGCACGCGCCAAGAGGGCUGCCGCCAAAGCCGGCCACCGUGGGCCAUUACCGCGUGCCGGAGGACGGCCCGAAGAAGAGAACAGCUGCAGAGCACAGCGAGCAGAACUGCAGUGGCAGCGAGCCGGAGUGGGAGGCGGCACGCGAGGACCUCUGCCAGGAGAAGGUGCUGGAAGACCACCCGAAGAGGAGAACAGCUGCAGAGCGCAGCGAGCAAAACUGCAGUGGCAGCGCGCCGAAGUGGGAGGCGGCACCCGAGGACCUCUGCCAGGAGAAGGUGCUGGAGGACGACCCGAAGAAGAGAACAACCGCAGAGCACAGCGAGCAGAACUGCAGCGGCAGCGCGCCGAAGUGGGAGGCGGCACCAGAGGACAUCUGCCAGGAGAAG